Molecule: messenger RNA, 2685 nt
Organism: Cyphomyrmex costatus
Lineage: Eukaryota; Metazoa; Arthropoda; Insecta; Hymenoptera; Formicidae
Gene: Pitslre
Product: cyclin dependent kinase 11B pitslre
Exons: 7
Coding region: 72-2666 (864 amino acids)
Biological process (GO): protein phosphorylation; regulation of mitotic cell cycle
Cellular component (GO): nucleus
Molecular function (GO): protein serine/threonine kinase activity; ATP binding
Source: RefSeq, a predicted model, not a curated record
AUGGAAGUGCUUUCGAAUACGAGUGAUUUCAAUGAGUAUAGGUUAAAAAUCGAUUAACCGCUCGCGCGAAUAUGUUCACGAAUACGUCGGAUAUGGAUAUCGAUAAUCAGAGCGAAGACGGAGAAAUCAAGAAAAGUCUAUCGAAGGAUAUGGGUGAUUUUAGCUUUUCAGAGGAAGAAGGUGGCGAUACGGCUGAUUCCUUGGAUAUUAAACCACCACAGGCAGUUGUUCGCUAUCAUAAAUCUAGUUCGUCUCGUCGAAGAGAGAAGCACAGCGACAGACGAAAUCGUAGAGAUGAGAAAGAACGCAAGUCGCGUCCAUAUGAACGCGAAGACAGACACAGGGACAAGCAUAGACAUCGUAGGCAUAUGGGAGAUCCUCUUGAGAGAUCUGAACGUUUGGAGAGCUCCAAGAGAAAUCGCGAGAGGAUGGAACGUUUAGAUAGAAUGGAAGGCCAUUCUAGAGAUAGAGAAUCCUCUAGGCAUGAUCGCAAGGAAAGAAGUACAGGAGAUCGCGUCCUAGAAGAUUUAAGAGAAAGAUUAUUGGACAAGAGAAGAGAGAGACGAGAGGAUCCACGUGAUACUCGCAAUUAUAAAAUUGAGUCAUCUCGACAUGAUAUACGAUUAGUGGAGGACUUGCGAGAUUUACGCGAAUCGCGUGAUCGGCGAGAAAUACGGAUGGAAGACCUUCGGGAGCGUCGUGAAAUACGUACCAUGGACGACGGUAGAGAACGUCGCGAGAUUCGCAUGGAGGAACAGAGACACGUACGAGUGAUCAUGGAGGAGCACUUUUCAGAAAAUGAACUGAUGGAACGAUCUGAGAAACGUCGCAAGCGGUCUCACAAGCACGAUCGAACUCGCGAGAGAGAUCAAGAGAAGAUGGAGCGUGAAAAGGAGCACAGAGACAAGCAGCUACGCGAAACGAUGGAAAUAGUAACCAAUGAUGUUAGUGAGAUGGAUAUGCAAAAUGAUAUCUCGAUACAGAUUAAAGAUCCAAAAGAAAUGACAGAACAAGAAAUCAGAAAAGAAAGGCUAUUAGAAGCCGAUAGAGAAAUGCUCAGACGAAAAGAGGUGUCCAGGAUGGAAUUGGAAGCGAGAAGACUGAAGAGAGGCGAUAAACGACCCAUGAGUCCGGAUAACAAUCUGGAUCCUUCAGUUGUAGAAUUAUCUGAUGAAAGCAUCAGUCCUGUUCGUUCCGAGGGUGUACGAUCAAAAUCAGCCGAGUCUAAACAUUCAACCGAAGGAGAAGGAAGUCCACAUGAAAGAUCCUCGGAGCGACAUUCGUCCGAUUCCUCGGAAUCGAGUAGUGAUGACGACGAAUCUAACGAGUCGAAUAAAGGUUCUGCUGGUGAUUCCAACGAUGGCUCGGAAUAUAACAACCCAAGUCCAUUGUCCGUCGAUCGAUUAGCCAAAUCCGAUCAUUCCGACGGAGACUCUCCUGGACAUGUCGAUUCCAACAAUACUUCGAAAAACAUAGAAGAGGAGGAAAAGAAAGAAAAAGAACCAGAAUUACCGCCGUAUCUACCGGCUAUUCAAGGUUGUAGAAGUGUCGAGGAGUUCCAAUGUCUAAAUCGAAUCGAAGAAGGUACAUACGGAGUCGUAUACAGGGCACGUGAUAAACGUACGGAAGAAAUAGUCGCGUUGAAACGAUUGAAAAUGGAAAAGGAAAAAGAAGGCUUUCCGAUUACAAGCCUGAGAGAGAUCAAUACUUUACUGAAAGCACAACAUCCCAAUAUUGUUACCGUGCGGGAGAUAGUCGUCGGCAGUAAUAUGGAUAAGAUAUUUAUUGUUAUGGAUUAUGUGGAGCAUGAUCUGAAAUCCCUAAUAGAAACCAUGAAGCAGAAGAAACAAGUUUUUAUACCUGGAGAAGUUAAAUGUCUUAUGCAACAAUUGUUGCGUGCGGUCGCACAUCUACACGAUAAUUGGAUAUUACAUCGCGACUUAAAGACGUCCAAUUUGCUAUUAAGUCACAGAGGCAUUUUGAAAGUCGGCGACUUUGGUUUAGCUAGAGAAUAUGGCUCUCCCUUGAGGCAAUACACGCCAAUCGUUGUAACGCUUUGGUACAGAGCCCCUGAGUUAUUACUCUGUGACAAGGAAUACUUAGGAAUAUAUAGUACGCCUAUAGAUAUGUGGUCUGUAGGAUGCAUUUUUGCCGAGCUUCUAAGGAUGGAACCAUUGUUCCCAGGAAAAUCGGACAUAGAUCAAUUAAAUAAAAUAUUUAAAGAGUUGGGCACACCAAGCGAAAGGAUUUGGCCAGGAUACGCUAAGUUACCUAUAGUACAAAAAAUUCCAUUCGCGCAUUAUCCUGUAAAUAAUCUCAGGCAAAGAUUUAGUUUGUCGUUGUCGGAUUUAGGUAUCGAGUUGCUGAACAAAUUUCUAACUUACGAUCCUCGUCAACGUGUAACUGCCGAAGAUGCUCUGAAUCAUGGCUAUUUUACUGAAGCGCCUUUGCCAAUCGAUCCGCAAAUGUUCCCCACGUGGCCCGCCAAAUCAGAACAAGGAGUUAGAACCACAAACGCGUCUCCGAAGCCACCGAGCGGUGGUAGAGAAUAUAAACAAUUGGGCGACGGUGAUGACGCCGAUUUGAGUAACUCUGGUUUUCACAUGGGCUUAACAGAAGGUGGUAGAGCACCAGCAGUUGGUGGUGGUUUUCACUUAAAAUUCUAGUUAGACGAGACAAUUUUGC